AUGUGUUCUUUCAUCCCGGAUAUGCAAACGAGGAUAAUUUACGUACUAUCGCUCUACAUUACAGUAAUGGUCGCCGUUACUGAAAAACCUGAAUUCCCCACGAAUGAACUUUGCGAUUUGUACAAAACAAAAUGCGAAACAAAGCUAAAGAAGAGCAACUGUGAGGAACGGAAAGAGGAAUGUCUAAAAUAUGCGGAUAACGGUUUGAAAGUAACGUGGAAUUUUUGCAUGUUUUUAAACAAUGACAAUGAGAAAACCUGUCGUGAACGUGCCAAUAUCGAUUACGAGAUAAUAAAGAAUGUUGUGAUGAACGACACCUUUAAAUAUGACUUUGCUAAAUAA
Messenger RNA from Necator americanus (New World hookworm), 342 nucleotides. RefSeq lists its product as uncharacterized. The coding region runs from base 1 to 342 and encodes 113 amino acids. The record is from RefSeq and is a predicted model, not a curated record. NCBI's taxonomy places the organism in Eukaryota, Metazoa, Nematoda, Chromadorea, Rhabditida, Ancylostomatidae. The transcript has 4 exons.